Molecule: messenger RNA, 424 nt
Organism: Penaeus vannamei (Pacific white shrimp)
Lineage: Eukaryota; Metazoa; Arthropoda; Malacostraca; Decapoda; Penaeidae
Source: RefSeq, a predicted model, not a curated record
AUGGGAAUCAUGGAAUCCGGAUUCACUUACGCGAACGGCAGCAAAGACACCGACCAAAUCAAACGUUAUCUAUGUCGCUAUCAGUGUUUAUUACCAAGUGGUUUGUUCAUUGUUAGCUUGAUGUCAUUUCCUCCAAGAAAAAACACGAGAGCAUGGCAGUGUGGCGGAAGCAGUAAACAGCAAGGCCUCAGCAGCUCACUUCUAACAAGCAACACCAAGUGCCGCAAGGAUACCACCAACGCUUCAACAGCAACAACCGCAACCUCUGCCCCAACCUCUCUGAUGGCUGCCUCCAACCAAAACAACUGCCCCCCUGUUCUUUCCGAAUUCCUGUGGCAUCAGGAUACCUCUUUGUGCCUUCUGGCGAAAUGGAUCCCAUCCUCGAGCUCGUACUCGGACAUGGGCAGACCUGCACCUUCCGCAG